AUGCCUUCCUCACUGUCUGAGAAGUUGUGUCUGAUACUGUUAACGGCGCCCCGCAGUGUGCAGACGUGCAGAGUGGACCCACAGCGAUGGAGAUGUUGUGCUCUACUUUUCUGCCCGCAGCUGUACGGACUGCCUGCGCACUGGAUGGUCCACUCGCAUCAUGUGCUGUGGGGACGGUACAGCUCCAGGGAAUCCUGCAUGUUUUUUUCUGAUAACACCCAGCGUGUGCACAUGUGUGACAGGUGGGGCCCAGCGUGGCCUUGGCUGAUAAAGGUGUUCUGUUUCAGCAGCGGCAGCAGCCAACAACCGUCUGCGGUGUGUCUCCCUCUGCAGGCUCUAAAUCUAGAAGGCGUUGAACCUGCUACGAUGUCACAUGCACAGUUUGAGAUACCAGGACGCGGUUUUCCAGCGCUCCCUAUGGAUAUGACCGACGACUGCUUGUCCCGGGUCCCAUCCGUGCUGAGGACGCACGGUUUGGGCGCACGCAGGAACUCUUACGGGCUGCAAAAAAUUAGUAUGGACAUUGACUCGCCUCUGUACAGCGGCGCCCUUUCCAAAGCCUUGUCCUGGUCGGCUGAGAAUAUUCUGACACUGCCCGAGUCCAGAGCAGAGGAUGAAAAAACCGACGACUCUCCGCCGUCGACGUCUCCCGUUUCCAGCCCGGGCACCAGCUCCAACACGCCCCCCUGCAGCCAGGAGCCCGACGGCGGGUCUCUCGGUGGGAAUUGGGACCCCGUACCGAGACCCAGCGCUCAGGACGUCAGCUCGGAGUCUGAGAAUGAACUUCAGAGCAAACAGCACAAGAUCUUGUCUCGCAUCCCGUUUGAUGCUCAGUGGGAGCAGGAGGAGAAGGAGGACGUGGAGACCAAAGCGGUGGCAACCUCACCUGAUGGAAGAUAUCUCAAAUUCAACAUAGAGAUUGGAAGGGGAUCUUUCAAGACAGUCUAUAAAGGACUGGACACAGAGACCACAGUGGAGGUGGCAUGGUGUGAGCUACAGACCCGUAAGCUGACCAAGGCGGAGCGACAGCGUUUCAGCGAGGAGGUGGAGAUGCUGAAGGGGCUGCAGCACCCAAACAUAGUCCGCUUCCACGACUCCUGGAAGUCGACGGUAAAGGGCCACAAGUGCAUCAUCCUGGUGACCGAACUCAUGACCUCAGGCACGCUCAAAACGUACUUGAAGAGGUUCAAGGAGAUGAAGCUGAAGCUGCUGCAGCGUUGGAGUCGUCAGAUCCUCAAAGGGCUUCACUUCCUGCACACCCGCACUCCUCCCAUCAUCCACCGGGACCUCAAGUGUGACAACAUCUUCAUCACCGGCCCCACCGGCUCCGUCAAGAUAGGCGAUCUAGGACUGGCCACGCUGAAAAGUGCCUCUUUUGCUAAAAGUGUCAUUGGAACACCAGAGUUCAUGGCCCCAGAGAUGUACGAGGAGAAGUACGACGAGGCGGUGGACGUCUACGCCUUGGGAAUGUGCAUCCUGGAGAUGGCCACCUCUGAGUACCCGUACUCCGAGUGCCAAAACGCCGCCCAGAUCUACCGCAAAGUCACCAGCGGAAUUAAACCUGACAGCUUCUACAAAGUCAAAGUCCCAGAGCUGAAGGAGAUCAUCGAGGGCUGCAUUCGUAUGAACAAUGAUGAAAGGUAUACCAUUCAGGACCUCCUGGAUCACCCCUUCUUCCAGGAGAACAAUGGCGUGCACGUGGAGCUGGCAGAGGAGGACGACAUGGUGAAGCCCGGCCUGAAGCUGUGGCUGCGCAUGGACGACUCCAAGAAGCUCCAUGGGAAGUACAAGGACAACAACGCCAUCGAGUUCCUCUUUGAGCUCUACAAAGACGUGCCUGAGGAGGUGUCUCAGGAGAUGGUCGUGCUCGGGUUCGUGUGCGAGGCAGACUUCAAGCUCGUGGCCAAGGCCAUUCGGGACAGGGUGAUGGCCAUCAAGCGGCAGAGAGAGAAGCUGAGGCGGCUGGCAGAGGAGAGGAAGAAGAAGCAGGAGCAGGAAGCCAUAGAAGAAGAGCCAGAGCCUCAGCCUCCUUUACCAAAAGUCAGUGACGUUGUCGCAGCAGAGUCCCCCACGCCGGCCCUUGUGCCUCCGGCGUCCAUUGCGUCGCCCAUCACCAGCUCUGUGGACUCUGGCGUCAGCUCCAACUACCCAACAGAGCCAGAGGAGCCUGAGGCAGACCAGCACUUCCACAUGCGCCACAACAGCCUUUCAUCUGCUAACUCUGACUGUGAGACAGACGGCUAUCUGAGCUCCUCCGGGCUCCAGGAUCCGCUGGAGGCCGGCAGCUUCAACUCGCCCGUGACACCUCCCACCACACACACCGACACACCGACUGCAAACGGUUUCCCCGUCCCAGCCCUCCGCUUCCCCUCGAGCAUCGCUGUAUCCAACAACAUAGAACAUGGCUCAGGGCCUCAGAGUGGCUUCAACUCCCCUGUGGACAGCUACGCCUCUGAUGUGACUUCAGGCUUGAGCGACGGCUACGAGGGCCUGGAGAAGGGCGAGAAAACGGCAGCGAGGCGAACUGCUGGGAAGCUGUUCAGGAGGAGGGCGCGCUCGCGGCUGCGCAUCACGGGGCUCUCUGAUAAAGUGGACCGGGUGGUCGAGUGUCAGCUGCAGACACACAAUGACAAGAUGGUGACCUUCAAGUUCGACCUGGAUGGAGAUAACCCUGAAGACAUCGCCGCUGUCAUGGUGCACAACGAGUUCAUCCUGCCAUCAGAGAAGGAGGGCUUCAUCCACCGCAUGGGGGACAUCAUCAAACGGGCCGAGUCCCUGAUGGCCAAGCAGCAGCCGGUCAACGCCAGCGGGCACCGACUUCCCCAGCCAGCUUUGCACGGCGGCAUUAACUCCUUGUCCUCCUCGCAGCCUAAUCUGCACAGUCACACCCUGCCUCGGAGCAGCUCCUCCUCCUCUCUGCCUGACUUCAGUGUGGUUAACCCAAGUAUUGGGGUACGUGGCCCCAGUGGAGACGUCUUCAAUGCAGACAUUACUUCACCUGGGCGACCUCUAAUACGCUCACAGUCUUUCCACAACGCCCCAGGGUCUCCACUCCAUUAUCAGCACCACCACCACCACCACCACAACCCUGCAUCACUCCUGCCCCACCACCAGCACUACCACUCGCCCUACAUGGGAAACAGUCACUUCCCAUUCCCAUACCCAGGCUCUCCAGGUACCCCCAAGCCAGCCAGCCACCCUCCCCUCACACGUGUAGCCAGUAACCCCACCUUCCCUUCUGUUCCCUCCCCGGCCCCCGGUUCCCCAAGUCCUCUCAGUGAGACUCCACGCCACGGCAGCAACGAGAGCAUCACCAUGUCCUCGCCUGGCACUCAGCAUCCCAACAUGUGGCCCCCUCACACGCAACCUCUGUUUUCCCUAGCUAAUGUCAUUUCCAUGGCCAUGAGCAUGGCUCAGUCUUUCAUCCCCCCUGCAAGCUUGCCGACCCAAGGGAUGCCCUCCUAUCCGGGCUUUCACCCGCAGCUGCCCGCUCACAUGGCCCCACAGUCAGGUUACCCCUCCAUCUACCCACAGCAUUACCAGAGCCCACCAGUAGAGGUCCCUUACCCCACAGCAGGCAUCCCAGCACAGAACAACACCUACCACAGCCCUGAGACAACGCCGCAGAUGGAUAGGUUUCCUCAGAGCAGUCGUCCCGGCUGGCUGCAUCCUGUCUCUCCUCCUUCUAUGCCUUCCACUCCUCCACUGGUUCCUCAGGAGCCUUCACAACAGCUUGGAGUCUCGAGUCCCCCAAGUUCGACCCAGGAGGACACUCUUCACAGAUAUGCGCCCCCAUACGCAGCACAGGUUCCAGCCCAGGCUGAACCCAGAUUGCAAGUCUCCAGUUCAAACUCUUCAUCAGAUCUCUCCCCAUCACCCCCAGAGAGUCCAGAAAACACUUUAUCGUCCUUCAGCACUCAGUUGCACCCCACUGUACCUGAGACGAACGCCAGUAGCCCCAAACCAAACGCCUCCUCCGCUGAGACUGAAGUCCAGCCCGUACCAGUCACUGUUGGGAGGUUCCAGGUGACGCCCAGCAUGCACAUCCCUGCACCUCCUGUGCCAGAGGAUCCUCCACCUGUCGCCCCACAACCAGCAGCCGGCGGCAGCUCCCCGUCAGAGAGCAGCACGGAGGAGCAGGGUGAGUCUGAGACGAGCCUGGCCACCUCCCUCACCAUGUCCCCUCCUCACCCGCACCCCCACAGAGGGUUGACAGGGCUCCUCCAGGAGGCUGACGGGCAGGUAGGAUGGGCUGGGAGCCAGGAGCAGCAGGAGGAGGAGGAGGAGGAGGAGGAGGAAGAAGAGGAGGAGGAGGAAGAGGAAGAGGUUGUCGGGGAACGACAGAGGGCGAGGAAGAGGAGUCGGAGGAGAGCGUACAGCCUGAGCCUGAUGGGAACGUCUGCGGACAGCGGACUCUCUGUGACGGCCGCUGAGAUGGAGGGGAGGCUGUGGGACGGAGCGGCAGGCAGCCCGCAGUACAGCAACGCCCUUCACCACUUAUGGAUGAUGACUUACAACCGCAGCACUCCCUACCUGAGCAGUGAUGACUCAGACAGUGACGACUCAGACAUGCUGGAAGAGCUUCAGGAGCUCAGAGAGAAACAUCUGACAGAAGUGCAGGCCCUGCAGGCGGCCCAGAAGAGAGAGAUCGAGGAGCUGUAUGAGAAGAUGGGGAAGGUUCCCCCUGCAGGCAUCGUCUCUCCUGCUGCUAUGCUGUCCAGUCGACAGCGCCGCCUGUCCAAGGGGAACGGCUUCCCCUCAUCUCGCAGGAACAGCCUGCAGAGGUUGGACAUGUUGCCACUCCAGGGUAUCAUCAGGAGAAACUCCCUUGGGGGCAGCAGCAGCGGCUCCCAGGACAAACCGAGCAAAGGCGUCACCUUCGCCACCGACCUUAACAGAAUGUAAGAAACUCAGCCAAGCACGCUGUAUAUCAGGACUACCUCAUGUGAAGUGUGACUGCAGUGGUCCUGCAGGAGGAUCACUUCGACACCUUUCACUGGCACACCGAUCGGCAAACGGCUUCCCAUCUGCCAGUGGCCAUUUACCUCAACGUACAUAUGAAGUGUCAUCAGUAAAGCUGGAUCUACACAGGAAGUGUUAACAUCCGGCUUUCCGCCCUUUGGUCAGAUCUGGUGAAUUUGUUGCUGAAGCACAGAGUGUCCACCAGUCUGGUUCAUGUUCGCGCUCUCAUGUAAAUAAACUGUCAGACUCUGUGGUUCCUAACGAAACUAAUUCAGUCCAGGGCUGCCACAGGAGUCUGCAAAACGCCACGUGUUGUUUUAAAUGUUUUCUCAGCUAAUUUAUUUAGCAUGAACGCAGUCAAUUGAUGGUACAAAGUGCUGCAGAGUUGUGGCCUCCGGAGCCACGCUGGCACUGAACCACGACUUUGACUUAGACUGAUGAUAGUUGCUGUUUUCCUGCUUGUGUGUUUCACUGCCGUUAAUCAACCUGAGCACAGUAACGUGAACCACAGCGAGGCUCUGACGCUUUCACUGGCAACAUUUCGGAUUAUCUCGCAACACAUUUGCUGUAUUUCGUUAAUGAUGUCUCGGCACCUGCUGACUGCACAGUGAAUACACUCCGAUUAUUGCCUUCCAGGGGCUGAUGUGAGCAGUCUAGAUUCUUUGUACAGUUUGAUUUGUUCAAAUAUGUAUUAUGAAAACAUUUUUUUUUUCCUGGUACAUUUUUGGUUUCUUUAGUGAGUUUGACACCUGAUAGGAUGAAACACACUCUCUACACUCUGUCUCUAGUCCUGACAUUUUCAGAUGUAGUCAAAAUGAUUUUUCACAUUGUACAGGAGUAUAAUACAGAGAUAUCAUUUCUAUCAACACAUACAUAUGAAGAUGUUAACGCUUCGGGAGAGGGAAAAAGCUGUCUAAUAAGAGUUAGAAACGUUGGCGUGUAGCUUGAUUGAGCAGAAAAAAAACUUGUUUUUAACACUAUUAAACGGGAAGAGAUUUGAUUGAAAUGAUGCAGAAGGUGUCAGCAAAGACAACAUCACGCAUCAAUUUUCACAGACUGUACCUGGUUUAAAACUUAAAAAAUGAUUUCUUUGUAUUGACUAGUUGUGAAAAAUCCACCUAGGUUUUAGACUACUGGCUUUCCUGUUGAUUGUACAUGUGUAUAUAGUAGAGUGCAUUUAUAGAUCAUGUUUACAAGUUAUGAGUAAACCAAACCUUAAUUCUUGCUCAAGCAAAAAAAAAAAAAAAAAAAAAAAAAAAAAAAAUCAGAUUUUUUGUUUGUUCUAUAGAUCAAGCACCUUGUGCACUUUAGUAAAUCCUACUUUAGCUCUCAAUCAUUUAACACAUUUGUGGACAAAACUGUGUUCCCUUGAGGGAGGAGCUGACACGUUCAUCUUUGAUCCCAGUAUUUCAUAUCGGACCACAGUGAUGAUGAUGAUCUGCUCUCUCACAGUUUUAAAUGCUCAGAACACUGUGGGACAGAAAUCAGUCCAAGCUGUGAAUGUGAAGCUGUUGCCUUAUAAAAUAUUCACAACACACACUGAACUUUCCCUGCAGUGGAACUCCUGUAAGAUUUUCCAAAGUUCAUAAUAUAUUCAAAGGGGUUUCUUAACAAAAUUUUGAAUGUAAAUACAUAAUUGUAUUGCUUUCUGAAGCUGCUGCUGUCCUGCCAUGCUGAAUCUGUGCCUUUCCCUUACAAUGUCUUAUUUUAUAUUUUUAAAUCUCAAAAUUUGGUGGCAAGAUCAGACUCCAUGUAUCAAAUUUUGACAAAAAUAAACACAACUGUAAAUACCA
Scatophagus argus is the source of this 6755-nucleotide messenger RNA. It is a transcript of the gene wnk4a, whose product is annotated as WNK lysine deficient protein kinase 4a. Bases 1 to 4905 code for a protein of 1634 amino acids. The transcript has 21 exons. Gene Ontology annotation, biological process: positive regulation of sodium ion transmembrane transporter activity; positive regulation of potassium ion import across plasma membrane; intracellular signal transduction. The record is from RefSeq and is a predicted model, not a curated record. Gene Ontology annotation, molecular function: protein serine/threonine kinase activity; ATP binding; chloride channel inhibitor activity. Gene Ontology annotation, cellular component: cytoplasm; cytosol. Lineage: Eukaryota; Metazoa; Chordata; Actinopteri; Scatophagidae.